GAUGCUUCAAGUUGUCACACUCACAUGUUUGAUAAACGGUUCAAAAUAUCGUGUGUUUUUGCUGCUUGGAGGCUUUCCAGAUAGGUUAUGAACUUUCCUGUMCUUUCUAACUUAUUGACUCAAGGCUAAACGUUGUUUUUGUGCAAAUUUACUUGAUUUGAAGACCACUAGUUGCAGCACAGGAAGCCCACAGUUUGUUUAGGUGGAAAUAUGUCAGGAAUGGGUUCUUUACCAACCGAAAUACUGGAGAAUAUAUUCUCUCAAGUUCCAUUCCUGGACUUAACAAAAAAUUGUGUUUGCGUCUGUAAAUUCUGGCACUCUAUAAUAAGCAACCCUAAGUUUUUGAUUUGGAAGAAGACAUAUCAUAAGCUCAUCAGUGGUCACAGAAUGACAUCACAGAAAAUGGAAGAGAUUCUCGCUGAUGAGCAGUUUCUAGACGAGCCCAAGAUGCUUCCUGUAAACCUCACCAAGUUUUUGAAAGAUUUCAGACCAAUUCGAAAUGGAUCAGGCUUAAUUGAUUCAUUAAUGAAUCAUUCAAAGUUUCAUUUGGUUAAAUCCUUUUUGAAAGCAUCCUCAAAAAAAAUUCAAAAGAGUCCUUGGUCGAUCCUAAGUCUACUUUGUCUUGUUUCCACAUCUGUCARUGAUGUUUCUGAUGUUAUAAAAUGUAUGCUGCAAGAAAAGAGCUGCCUCAGCUAUGAAAUCCUGGAAGCACUCUAUCUUCUAGCAUCCAUAUUUUGGAUUCUUAAGUCACAGAAUAGAAUCAAUUCCGGCCUUCACUACCGUAUCAAGUAUGCAUGCUAUCUGUACGAAAACAGUCGCGAUUAUCAGCCACUAACUGAUAACCACAGAUCAAAUGAGGACAUUCUUCAUCCUACAUACGAGCAAAAUGCUAUUAUCAAGCAUGAUAUUAGAGAAAGGGAAGUCAUCAAAAUCGUUGCCUUUGCAGGAACAGGAAAGACGACAACAUUGGUCAAAUUCACCGAACGCCAUCGUGAAAUGUCCUUUCUCAACGUGUGUUACAACAAGUCUAUACAGCAACAAGCAGAAAGGCUCUUCCCAGAGAACGUCGAGUGUCGUACAUGGCAUUCACUAGCAUACAGAGCAAUCGGCGAAAGAUAUAGAUCCCAGCUAACYGGGAACAUGAGAGUGCAAAAUAUAACCAAUUGUUURUCAAAAGACACRAASUUUCUGCACGCGCGACGAGUAAUGAAAGCUCUGUCAAGUUAUAUUUCAUCAUCAAGACAASAGAUYACCGUCAUUGAUGUCGAGGACUGUCCUCCAAUUGAAGAUCCMGAGAAAAAUCGAUACUACAAUAGUCAGGAGUAUAAAGAGAUUGUCGUUAAAGACGCAAAAACGUGUUGGAAGAAAAUGAUUGAUGUCGAUGAUAAGACUUUAUACAUGACACACGACGGAUAUUUGAAACUGUACCAGCUCUCGAAUCCAGUACUUGACGACAUGUAUSACUGUAUUCUAAUUGACGAGGCGCAGGACUGCACACCAGCAAAUGCAAGCAUACUCUUGAAUCAAAACUGUACAAAGAUCCUGGUCGGGGACCCUUAUCAACAGAUUUAUAGCUUUAGAGGAGCAAAGAACAUCAUGAAUGAAAUUCGCUGUACCACUACAUUCUACCUUACUCAGUCGUUUCGCUUUGGUUCCGAGAUUGGUUACGUUGCUAACAGUCUUCUAGAGUGCCUCAAGGAUGUUCAUCAUAAGACAUUGAUGGGUAAUCCCAAAUCAGGCAGUGUAAUGGGAAGUCGUUCUGGACAGCUAGCAAUCAUUUGCAGAACAAAUUUUUGCUUAUUUCAAGAAGCGGUUCGGGUUUGUCAAAAUGGAAAAAAUAAGAUUGCAUUUGCUGGGGGAAUAAAAGGCUACCAAUUAGACCGUGUUCUGGCUAUUUAUAAACUCUCAGUCGGAGAGUGGGUCAGUGACACUUUCCUCAGACAGUUUAAAUACAUCAAUGCCCUCAAAAAUUAUGCUCGCGAAGCAGCCGACAAAGAACUUAUGGGAAAGAUAAAGAUUGUCGAAUUCUAUGGAGCGGCUGUCCCCGGUCAUAUUAAAUCAAUUGAAAGUUUAGCUACAGAYUCAAUAGAGAGUGCAGAUAUAAUUUUCUCCACUGUCCACAAGGCAAAAGGAUUGGAAUUUGAUACCGUCAGAGUCGCCGAUGAUUUUUGUGUYGAUAACAGUGUAAAUGGAAUCCCAGUGGAAAAUCCUGAAGAUGAGAAGAACAUGCUGUAUGUUGCUGUAACGCGAGCCAAACGUCGGCUACAGAUCAACAAUGUCGUCAAGAACGUGCUGAAGAUGAAUAAGAAAAAGCAAACGCCUUGA
Messenger RNA from Exaiptasia diaphana, 2325 nucleotides. RefSeq names its product F-box DNA helicase 1. The coding region runs from base 211 to 2325 and encodes 704 amino acids. Lineage: Eukaryota; Metazoa; Cnidaria; Anthozoa; Actiniaria; Aiptasiidae. Gene Ontology annotation, cellular component: nucleus. Gene Ontology annotation, molecular function: hydrolase activity; protein binding; ATP binding. Gene Ontology annotation, biological process: replication fork processing; double-strand break repair via homologous recombination. The record is from RefSeq and is a predicted model, not a curated record. The transcript has 20 exons.